Messenger RNA from Syzygium oleosum, 917 nucleotides. RefSeq names its product VQ motif-containing protein 25-like. Bases 82 to 618 code for a protein of 178 amino acids. The record is from RefSeq and is a predicted model, not a curated record. The transcript has a single exon. Gene Ontology annotation, cellular component: nucleus. Lineage: Eukaryota; Viridiplantae; Streptophyta; Magnoliopsida; Myrtales; Myrtaceae.
AAAUCCACACCUCUCUCUCUCUCUCUCUCUCUCUCUCUCUCUCUCUCUCUCUCUCUCUCUCUCUCUCUCUCUAGCUGAGCCAUGGAAGAGAUGAUCUUCAGGAAAGAAGCAUGCAUCCCAAACCCUAGCCCUUCGCCACUCGCCAUGCGCAAGCGCUCGCGCACCAUCUCCAAGGCGAACGGCAAGCCCAAGAUACGCAUCAUCCACAUCUUCGCGCCGGAGAUCAUAAAGACCGACGCGGAGAACUUCCGCGAGCUCGUCCAGCGGCUCACCGGGAAGCCCUCCGAGAGAGACGGCACAAAGGGCAAGGCGAGAAGGAUGGCCGAGAGGGUCGACCCGAGAAUGAUGAUGACGGAGAAGUACUCGCCGCCGAUCGCCACUGGAGUCAGCUGGGACGCACAGGAUCAAGAAGAGGAAGCGGAGGGUCGCAACGGCGAUUCGGGGUGCAGUGAGAGGAUGAAGAUGGAAGAGGAAAUGCGGAGAGCUGAGAGCUAUGGUGGUGGUGGUGAACUGUUUGGUCGUCCGUACGAGGAAUUGGGUAGCUAUGAAGAAGAGUUUCCUUUGUUAGCCGUGGAUCUUUCUCACAUGCACGCCUUUGAAGCUGCUCAACUUGCCUGACCAGUUUAAGUCGUAAUUUGCAGAAUUAAUCACGUAGUUUCUAGGUAUAUCCUCGAACUGAUCUUAAUGAUUCCCCUCUUCAGAAUUUUUGGUCUCCAGGAGCACGAGAAUUGUCUCUAUCGAUUUUCAUUAUUGCUUACUGUAAAUACAGCACUUCUGCCGCGGACCGUGUUUCUGUUUUCUCCUUCCCCCAUUUGGAACUUUUAUGCUGCUCAUGUCAUUUCGCGGAGAUAUUUGUGUAGUUUUAGAAUGAUUUGGUUUGCCUCAUCUUGAUGAAGAACUGGUUCUUGUCCCUUCUA